This is a messenger RNA of Gordionus sp. m RMFG-2023, 568 nucleotides long. RefSeq lists its product as uncharacterized. The record is from RefSeq and is a predicted model, not a curated record. Lineage: Eukaryota; Metazoa; Nematomorpha; Gordioida; Chordodea; Parachordodidae. Gene Ontology annotation, biological process: protein folding. Gene Ontology annotation, cellular component: prefoldin complex; cytoplasm. The coding region runs from base 83 to 466 and encodes 127 amino acids. The transcript has 4 exons.
CAUUAAUUUGAGGGUGCACUGAAAACAUAAGGUGUGCCGAACCAUUUUAGCUUACUCAUAAAAUUUAUAUUAAUUUUGUAAAAUGAUAACCAAAUCAGAUGACUCGGAUAUUAAUAUUAAAAAAGAGGAUCAAGAGAAAAUUAAUCAAUUUGCGAUAACUCAUGCUAAAGACACUGAACUUAAUGUAGAACUAAAUCAAAUAAAAAAAGAUUUAGAUUCUUUAAAAGAUGCAUCAGAAGAGAUCUUAAUUACUGAAGAAAAUGAUAUUCCAUAUAUGAUAGGCGAAAAUUUUGUUUUAUGUGAUAAAGAUGAUAUUGAAAACAAAAUUCAACAACAAACUGAACUUUACCAAAAACGCAAAAUGGAAAUAGCCAAUGAAAUUGAAGAACUAACUAAAAUCAAGGAUAAAUUAAAAGCAGAAUUGACUGCUAAAUUAGGAACUAGCAUAAAUUUAACUGUUGAAUGACCUUAAUGCUCUAAAUUUACUUUUUAUUUAUCUUUUUUAAAAUUAAAUUCUUUUAGAUGCUAGUCUUGUACAAUUAUUAAAUAUUAUGAGUUAUUAGAUAGA